Didymodactylos carnosus is the source of this 453-nucleotide messenger RNA. NCBI's taxonomy places the organism in Eukaryota, Metazoa, Rotifera, Eurotatoria, Philodinida, Philodinidae. The record is from the annotation of a GenBank genome assembly.
AUGUCAGCGUCACGCUUGGACAAGCCAUGUUAUUUUCUUAUUGUCUCUUUUCCAGCGACCGAUGAAGGCUAUAUAUCUGGUCAAAUGAAACAAAUUGAUGAAUAUGAACGAGAUUAUCAUUCGGAUCAAGCCAUUGAAUGGUAUACAAAAGACUCAUUCGUCUAUAGACUCAUUAAUAAAGCACUUCGAACACAAGAUCUCGAUUUAUUAUACAUGCUACGUUUUCAUGUACGUGAUCUGUCAAAGUGUUUGAGAAAAAAACAUCAAGAAUUAUAUGAACUUGGUGUUGACAUUGACAUGGAUGAAUUAACCUUGUAUCGUGGUCAGUCUGGUGUAAAUAUUGUAAAAGAAUAUGAAAACAGUAUUGGAAAAAUAAUAUCAACAAAUGGUUAUCUUUCAACAACAUUAACGAAAGAAGUAGCAAAAGUUUUUGGUGCUAUAGGACAGCAAUAG